CAUUUCAUUUUAUUUUCCCCGUUCUCUUUCGAGAAAGCAAAGUUAGGGAGCUUCUGCGAUCACCAACUAUGGCGGAGAAAAGUUUCAAGUACGUGAUCGUCGGUGGUGGUGUCUCUGCUGGAUACGCAGCUAGGGAGUUUGUGAAAUUGGGGCUCCGACCUGGCGAGCUAGCAAUUAUUUCCAAGGAGGCGGUUGCUCCUUAUGAACGCCCUGCCCUUAGUAAGGGAUAUCUCUUCCCUGAGUCUCCUGCCAGACUCCCAGGAUUCCACGUCUGUGUUGGAAGUGGAGGAGAGAAACUUUUACCAGAGUGGUACAAAGAAAAAGGGAUUGAACUGAUCCUUAGCACGGAAAUAGUUAAAGCAGAUCUUGCUGCCAAGGCUCUCACUAGUGCCUCUGGUCAAACCUUCAAGUAUCAAAUUUUGAUCAUUGCAACGGGUUCCACUGUCAUAAGAUUGUCAGAUUUUGGUGUACAAGGAGCUGACGCCAAAAACAUUUUCUAUUUGAGAGAGGUUGAUGAUGCCGACAAGCUUGUAGAAGCAAUUAAAGCAAAGAAGAGUGGGAAGGCUGUGAUUGUGGGAGGAGGAUACAUUGGUCUUGAACUUGGUGCAGCAUUACAGAUGAACAAUCUUGAUGUUACCAUGGUCUACCCUGAGCCAUGGUGCAUGCCCAGGCUUUUCACAUCUGGUAUAGCUGCCUUCUAUGAAGGUUACUACAAAAACAAAGGAAUCAAUAUAAUUAAAGGAACAGUAGCAGUUGGUUUUACCUCAGAUUCAAAUGGAGAGGUGAAGCAAGUCAAACUCAAAGAUGGCAGGGUCCUUGAUGCCGACAUUGUUGUUGUGGGUGUUGGAGGCAGACCCUUGAUAUCUUUAUUUAAAGGACAGGUCGAAGAAGAGAAGGGAGGCAUUAAGACUGAUGGAUUCUUCAAAACAAGCAUUCCUGGCGUGUAUGCUGUGGGAGACGUGGCUACUUACCCCUUGAAGCUAUACAACGAGUUGAGAAGAGUUGAACACGUUGACCACGCUCGCAAAUCUGCCGAGCAGGCUGUGAAGGCCAUCAAGGCACAGGAAGAGGGCAAAUCAACUGAUGUGUAUGACUACCUCCCAUACUUCUAUUCUCGCGCCUUCAAUCUGUCAUGGCAAUUCUACGGCGAUAACGUCGGUGAAACCAUCCUAUUUGGAGACAACAACCCGGAAUCAUCUCAACCCAAGUUCGGAACCUACUGGGUCAAAGAUGGAAAAGUAGUUGGAGUUUUCUUGGAGGGUGGAAGCGCGGAUGAAUACAAGGCCAUCGCCAAGCUUGCACGAGUCCAACCAUCAGUUCAGAGCUUGGAUCAGCUCGCCAAAGAAGGUCUCUCCUUCGCCUCCAAGGUCUAAAUAUUUGUUUAGUUCAUGAAUUAUCAAAAUAAAUUUGAGUUGCCUGAUCAUGCUGCUUGUGUCAUGUGAUGUCCAUAGAUAUUAAGUUUGGUUUUUGUUUCCUUUUGUUGUAGCUGGUAAAUUCUGAAUAUGGUUUGGCUUACCACAGUAUAUGAUCUCCUUAUCAAUUCAAGUUGCCAAUAGUCCAUGGUUUUAGUGUUCU
Momordica charantia (bitter melon) is the source of this 1575-nucleotide messenger RNA. RefSeq names its product monodehydroascorbate reductase, seedling isozyme. Gene Ontology annotation, molecular function: oxidoreductase activity, acting on NAD(P)H. Gene Ontology annotation, cellular component: cytoplasm. The record is from RefSeq and is a predicted model, not a curated record. NCBI's taxonomy places the organism in Eukaryota, Viridiplantae, Streptophyta, Magnoliopsida, Cucurbitales, Cucurbitaceae.